Bactrocera oleae (olive fruit fly) is the source of this 2087-nucleotide messenger RNA. RefSeq names its product titin. The record is from RefSeq and is a predicted model, not a curated record. NCBI's taxonomy places the organism in Eukaryota, Metazoa, Arthropoda, Insecta, Diptera, Tephritidae.
GUUUUUAGAAUUCGAGUCACUUUCGGCCACAAGCGAGGAGAUACAGAGCGCUCACAACGGCGAUACACCAACACAACCAAAACACACAAAUACAUGCGAGUGAAUGUGGAUAUAUGUAUAGUGAAAGCAUGCAAAAUGUCUAUGAAAAAGAACAAAAGUAUUUACUCGCUGCUCUAAAGGGGAGGUCGAAUCGCGGUCUGGCUGGCUGUACGCGCUUUGCUGCAGUCAAACGGCACAACGUGAAAUCAGUUUCUCGCCGCUCGUGUACGGAACAACAACGUAGCUAAAGCAAAAGCAAAAGCAUAAGUGAAAAGCGCCAAGCAAAACGCUGAGUAGAAGACUGAGUAGAACGGGUCAUAAAGACAGGCAGACAGUAUAGUCAGUCAGUCAGUUGGGCAAACGCAAGCCACCCCAAAACACCACGAGUGAAUUUUUAACAAAAUAAAAAGUGCUGAGAAAAGUGAAAAACUUGUUCAAAUAAAAUAAAAAAUAAAUAAAAUUUCAUUUCUACACAAUUUAACAACAACGACAACAGUUUAAACAAAAUGAGCAAACUCUUGACAUCCGCUGACAUCGAAGACGGCAAAGUCGAGGUCGACCCUGUCACCAAGGCACGCACCGAAUACAAGGUUAUCGAUGGCGGUUAUGAGGUACGCACCAUCACCCCUCAGCCAAAUGGCACCUUGAAGACCGCUGUGCGCACUUUCUGGGAUCCUAAGCCCGUCAGCGAAGAGGAUAUGAAGCGCGAGGCACAAAAUAAGCUAGAGAUUCGUAGGCGCUUUGGCAAGGAGGUACGCAUCGACAAAAAUACAACCAUGUUGACACGCGAAAUCGAAGGUGGUUACGAAGAAGUCUACACCAUCAUCAACGAGGAUGGCACACGCAGCACGCGCACUAAGACUUUCUUUGAUUCGAUACCCACUGAAUUGCCCGAAGACUACAAGGUGCCUGCCGUCGAUAAGAAUAAGAAGAAGACUUUGGUGAAGAAAUCUUCGGUAGACUCGACCGACUCAACUGAAUCGCGUCGUAUUGUACAACGUACCGACCAACAACAGGGUAACUUCAAGCAACAAACCACUGUGGAGGAGUCACGUCGUGUCAUGCAGAGCACUGAGAUCACCGAAAAUAAUCGCACUGUACGCAAGAACUCUGUACAAGAGCAAAAUAUCAAACAAAUUACCUCAUCCACUGGUAGCGGUGUUGAUACUAAGGAUAAGAAGAAGACCAAGAAGACUAGGUCGAACAUACCACCACCACCACCAGAUUUCAUUGAGAACGACACCACCACUGUGAGCUCGAAGCGUGUGCCACAUGGCGUUGAGUACACCUACUCUACAAAAUUGGAAUCGGGCAAAACUAUCACCACUUCGAAGACGGUGUAUGAAGAAGAAGAAGCCGAAUUGACUGAAGAAGAGAUACGCGCUUACAAGAAAACCUUAAAAGAUGCUGAGAAGCAUAAAAAUGUUACCUCCACAAAGAAACUCAGGUCUGAAUCGGGCACCAAGAAAGUUGUACCAUCUGAGAACCCCGGUGAUGUGACUACCGUUGAAACCAUUAAAAUUGAAGGUGGCACUGAAUAUCAUUACACCACUGUCACCGCUGAGGGUAUCGUCAAGAAGGCCGUUAAGACUGUUUACGAUCCGGUGGCAAGCAAUGGUGGCGAAGAGAGCGAGGAAGAGAUCGUAGAGGAGUACGAGGAGGAGAUCAUUGAGCCUGGUGAAAAGAAUGUGCGCACUAUUGAGACCGUGAAGCAAUUGCCAAAGAAGUUCGAAGAGGAGGUCACCGUCACCCAUGAGAAGACCGAGAAAAAGGUAAAGAAGUCCAUGAUGAUCAGCCACUAAACUGCUAAACGCUGUAAAGCUUCGCUGCAAGAGCGGAUGAAUGUGUGGAGCGCAAAUUUGCUACAUAUCAAUUUUAAUUACACAGGGUGCCUAUACCAUUUUUAUAUAAAAAAAAAAACAAAAACAAGAACUCAUUUUCAAAUUACAUAAAACACACAUACAAACACACGUUCGCAUAUCGACACCAUACUCAUGCACAUGUUUGCAACGGCACAAUAAUAAAUAUGCAAUGCAAAAAAAAAAAAA